Messenger RNA from Menidia menidia (Atlantic silverside), 1046 nucleotides. The record is from the annotation of a GenBank genome assembly. Lineage: Eukaryota; Metazoa; Chordata; Actinopteri; Atheriniformes; Atherinopsidae.
CACAAGCUGAAGUCAUCGCAGAAGGACAAGGUUCGGCAGUUUAUGUCCUUCACGCAGGCGGGGGAGAGGACAGCCGUGUACUGCCUGACGCAGAAUGACUGGAAACUAGAAGUCGCCACGGACAACUACUUCCAGAACCCGGACCUCUACUACAAAGAAUCCAUGAAAAACUCAGUGGACCGCAAGAAGCUGGAACAGCUCUACAACAGAUACAAAGGCAGGCGUCACCCCCAGGAUGAGAAUAAGAUCGGCAUCGAUGGGAUCCAGCAGUUCUGCGAUGACCUGACUCUGGACCCGGCGAGCGUGAGCAUACUUGUGGUGGCGUGGAAGUUCAGAGCAGCCACACAAUGUGAGUUUAGCAGAAAGGAGUUCCUGGACGGCAUGGUGGAUCUAGGCUGUGACAGUCCUGACAAACUCAAGGCUAUUCUUCCGAGACUUGAGCAGGAGCUGAAAGACACUGGAAAGUUUAAAGACUUCUACCAGUUUACCUUCAACUUUGCCAAAAACCCAGGCCAGAAGGGUUUAGACCUAGAUAUGGCUGUGGCUUACUGGAAUCUAGUUCUCACGGACCGAUUCAAGUUUUUGGAUCUGUGGAACCGAUUCCUGCUAGAGCAUCACAAGCGGUCAAUUCCCAAGGACACAUGGAAUCUCCUCCUGGACUUUGGAAACAUGAUUGCAGACGACAUGUCAAACUACGAUGAGGAAGGUGCCUGGCCGGUUCUCAUCGAUGACUUUGUGGAGUUCGCUCGGCCCAUAGUGACAGGGAAUAAACGCAACAUGACAUAAUAUUUGUCCCAGCUUCAUGCAGGACAGAGAUUUAGUUUCUUCCAAGUUUCUUUCCCCCGAAUGAGGUUUUGACACAAAUGAGCCCAAAAGAGACUACUGCUUAGUAAGGCUGCCUGCACCUAGUCGUAACGAUUCUUCCUCCCACCGCACACGAUGCCGUGGGAGGGGAGUCAUUCAGAAACCUACUUUGGAAAGGAAAUCAGGAGGAGAGUGGAUGGAGAGGAAGAGAAAAAAGAUUUUUUUGUUUUGUUUUUUGCAGG